GAGCUGAGAAGGAAGUCGAAAAUAUGACGAUUGACGGAGAGGCACGUCAUCGUGGGCUGUGCAGGUUCUUCCUCCCGUUCUUCUUCUUCUCGAUUCUGUGAUGCUUAUCUCCGAAGUUGUAGAAUUUGCUUGCUUUUAUGGUUUUUAUGGUAAGGAUUGAGUGAUUCCCUCCUGAUUUUGGAGGAUUUUUGGGGAUCUUUGGGUUUGGGCUACGCAUAGUUUCCCUCCAGUGAGUUCGAGAUCUCUUCCUCUCCCACAGUGGGCGGAGAUUAAAUAGACUCUUGGCCUUGUGUAUGGGUAUAUAUUCAUCUUUGUUCUCUGUGUCCUUCCAUGUAGUUUUUGCAGUAUUUACUUUCAUUUUCCUUUUGGCUUAAUACAGAGUUAAUGUUCUGAAUCUUGUAGUUCUGGGCUUUUUAAUAUCUGCUGGAAGUUUGUUUGUCCUUUUCACAAGUGUGUGACGAUUUUGUUAUCUGAUUAACAACUCUAGGGUUUUGAUGGAGGUGUACGAUGCGAAUUAAUGCAACGAAGGUGUUUGCAAGGUUGAUUUCUCGCAUUGCUUUUGCGAUGGCAACAUUCAGUCAACCAGUUGUAAUUCUCAUCAACGAGAUGAGUUGAGUUGGGCAAUUCUCCCCUCACAUCUAAAUUGUCAAUGGAGAAUCAUCACCCAUCUACGCUCUUAACCAUGGAUUCAAGUGCAUCUUCUCACGAGGAACUGGAUUUGGAGAUGAAUGGUCAAAUCAUACUUUCCCGUCCACCAGAUAUAAAUUUGCCCCUCUCUGCAGAACGCAGCCCGCCUCCUCAGUCAUGGAAUUCUGACCCUUGUGACAUAUUAGAUGUUAGUCUCGGUACUCAAGGAUAUGAAACUGAGAGUUUCCUCACCCCUCUUCCCAAAGGUGGAAAGAAGUGCUCAAAGCGAGUUGAUAGCAUAUGGGGAGCGUGGUUUUUCUUCAGCUUCUAUUUUAAGCCGGCAUUGAACGAAAAAUCCAAGGCUAAGAUAAUCAGGGACAGCAAUGGAGUUUCAGGGUUUGAUAAAUCUGAUCUUAAGCUUGAUGUUUUCAUGGUUCAACAUGAUAUGGAAAAUAUGUACAUGUGGGUUUUCCAGGAGAGGCCGGAAAAUGCAUUGGGUAAGAUGCAGCUGAGGAGUUACAUGAAUGGACAUUCUCGCCAAGGGGAGCGCCCAUUUCCAUUUAGCGUUGACAGAGGCUUUGUUCGAUCUCACAGGAUGCAACGAAAGCAUUACAGAGGCCUAUCAAACCCCCAGUGUUUGCAUGGCAUUGAGGUUGUUCCAUCACCCAAUCUUUCGGGGCUUGAUGAGGAGGAGCGAAAAAGGUGGAUGGAAAUCACUGGCAGGGAUCUCAAUUUCACGAUCCCACCUGAAGCAAGUGAUUUCAGUUCAUGGAGAAAUCUCCCCAGCACAGACUUCGAACUCGAGAGACCACCUCCCCCAAUCAAGAGUGCUUCAAAUGCACACCCAAAGAAGCUGCUCAACGGGUCUGGGCUGAAUUUGUCAACUCAUCCUUCCAACCACUGUAAUGGUGAUGUGAUGGACCUAUCUCCAGGCAAUGGCAAGCGGAAGAAAGACUUGUUUCCUCAUGGGAAUGAUGACGAUUGUUAUUUGCCUGUCAAUCCCUCACCUGAUCAGAUUUCUGAUAUAGAAAUGCAUACAAGUGAGCCACAGUGGCUUUCUGACUUUACAGGGGUAAUGAAGGCUGUGUAUGGUCCUGUGACAGCUGCAAAAACUAUUUACGAGGAUGAUCAAGGAUACCUGAUCAUUAUCAGUCUGCCCUUUGUGGAUCUUCCCAGUGUGAAAGUUUCAUGGAGGAAUACACUCACUCAUGGUAUCAUAAAGGUUUCUUGUGUGAGCAUAUCUGGGAAGCCAUAUAUCAAGAGACAUGAUAGAACAUUUAAGCUUGCGGAUCCAUCUUCUGAACAUUGUCCUCCUGGUGAGUUUGUCCGAGAGAUUCCUCUUUCGACUCGAAUCCCUGAAGAUGCCAAUAUAGAAGCAUACUUUGAUGGGUCAGGAUCAGUUCUAGAGAUCAUGGUGCCAAAACUUCGUGUGGGACCAGAAGAGCAUGAAGUUCGGGUCUGCCUUCGCCCUCAUCUGGGAGGAAAUGAUCUUAUGUUAACUUAAGAUAUGCUCUUACCAAAAAAAUUAAGGUUGCCAAACUUGGUUGGUGUGUCAUUGUUUUACUUUUACUAACUGUUUACCAUACGGUGGCGUGUCAUUGUUUUACUUUUACUAACUGUUUACCAUACGGUGCAAUGCAAUUGUGCAUGUUAGCGAUUUUUCCCCCUCCCCAAUUUAUUGGUAUUUGACUGUAAUGGUGCUUAAAUCUUUGAAAAUCUAAUUAUGAUCAUUGAUUUAUACAAAGUUAGUGACACCACACAUUGCUUUUAGUGGUAUGCUUUAGAUCAAACGAGCAUGGAGGUUUCUCUGUAAUGAUAAAUAUAUGAAAGAUUAAAUCAUUAUUACUGUA
Neltuma alba is the source of this 2477-nucleotide messenger RNA. RefSeq lists its product as uncharacterized. The coding region runs from base 650 to 2131 and encodes 493 amino acids. NCBI's taxonomy places the organism in Eukaryota, Viridiplantae, Streptophyta, Magnoliopsida, Fabales, Fabaceae. The transcript has 3 exons. The record is from RefSeq and is a predicted model, not a curated record.